Molecule: messenger RNA, 1590 nt
Organism: Hordeum vulgare subsp. vulgare (domesticated barley)
Lineage: Eukaryota; Viridiplantae; Streptophyta; Magnoliopsida; Poales; Poaceae
Product: UPF0481 protein At3g47200-like
Exons: 3
Coding region: 70-1578 (502 amino acids)
Source: RefSeq, a predicted model, not a curated record
GCACAAAUUAAGCGCGUGUAGCUAGCUAAUAUAAGCAGCUACUAGGUAGACACUCCAGUUGGUUGCAGGAUGUCGUCGUCGUCGUCGUGGGUUGUGGAUGUCGACUACGCUGAGCCGCAGGCGCACGUGGAGGUGGAGAGAUGGGUGGUGGACAUGGAGAAGAAGGUGGAGGACGCGGAGCCGCGGGCCAAGGUGGAGAGAUGGCCCAAGCACUGCAUCUUCCGCGUCCCAUCGCGCUUCAAGAGCAAGAUGGUGGAUGGAAUGGCGAGCAGCGUAUUCAAGCCGCAGACGGUGUCUCUCGGUCCAUUCCACCACGACGACAAGGACCUGAAACCCAUGGAGGAGCACAAGCUGAGGGCCGUCCGUCACCUCCUCCGUCGGGACCAUGGCGGUGGGUGCGGCAAGCUGACGCUUCGCGGGCUCGUCGCCGCCGUGGAGAAGGUGGGCGACGAGCUGGAGGACUCCUACAUGGACCUUGGCGACGAGUGGCGGGGCAAGGAGAACAGGGGCAAGUUCCUUGAGAUGAUGAUCACGGACGGCUGCUUCCUGCUGGAGGUGAUGAGGACCACCAUAGCCAUUGGUGGGAAGGGGUACGUUCCCAAGGACUACGAGCAUGGUGACCCCGUCUUCAGCUGGCACGGCAUCCAGCACAUCGGCCCAUUCGUCCAACGCGACAUGCUCCUGGUGGAGAACCAGUUGCCGCUGAGGUUGCUCGACAAGAUCAUCGCAGUGGAGGAAGGCACAUCUCCGAGCGCGGGUUCCAUAAACUCCAUGGUGCUCAAGUUCCUGGGAAGGGAAGAUGUCCCGGAAGGGACCGGGCUGGGACUCCAUCCGCUCGACAUCUACCGAACCAGCCGGCUGAUCAAGGGCACAAGAAUUAUUAAGAUGAAGAAUAACGGGAAGGUUCUUCACAGGGACAGGGGCGUGGAGGAGGAGACGAUGUCAGCGGCAGCGGCAACGGAUCAGGUUCGCCCGCAGAAAGUGAAAGUGGUUCCCCGAUCGGCGUGGAAGCUGUCGGAGGCAGGGAUCCGAUUCGUGCCCAACAAGACAGGCUGCCUCGACGAUAUCCACCUCAAGAACGGGAGGCUGCACAACGGGACGCUCUACAUGCCCAAGGUCCACAUGGACGAUUCCACCGCCUACAGGAUCCACAACAUGAUGGCGUUCGAGGCCAUGCACGUCGGCACCGGCAACGACGUGACUGCCUACGUGCUGUUCCUCAAGGACCUCAUCAACUCCGCCGACGACGUGCGCCUACUGGAGAGGAAGGGGAUCCUGGAGCACGACCUCGCCGCCGACGACGAUGCGGUGGUGAGGCUCUUCAACAGCCUCACCAGAGACGUGUCCAAGAAUUGGAAGAGCCAUUUGUGCCAGGUGCGCGACGACAUGGAGCAGCACUACCGCAGCAACCAUCUGCGUGUGUUUCUAUAUGAGGCAUGGUCAAACCUCAAGAGCAAAUACUUCAGGAGCCCCUGGACAUUCCUCGCCCUUGUCACCGCCAUCUUGCUCGUCGUCGGAGAUAUCGUGCAGGCAAUGUAUGCAGUCAUGUCCUAUGAUCCUAAGCCCAAGAUGCAUUAAUAACCAGCAAAA